UCAAGUAGAAUACUUCACUCCAAAUUCUAGCAAAGGAUUUCGAUUACUGGGAAACCAAGAUUGCAAUGUCGCGUAUAUUUAACAGGGAUGAAAUUCCGCGGGACAGAAAUUUGGCCCAGGAGAUGCGUUCUGAAAUUACCCGCAACUCGGCGGAAAUCAGUUUCAACUUCUGGCAGGAAUUCGAACUUAUCCGUUCCACCCAACGGAAUCGAAUGGUUCAGGAACGCUUGCAGCGGGAAAGGAUCAACAAUUUGAUGCGGCAGGGUGAACAUGAGACAAAUCAGGAAGCAGAAGCUCUUAGUCGAUCCAUUAGUGCGCAUGGAAUGACAGUCAAUUCCACCCAUUUGCCAUCAGCUUCACCAGCAGUUCCAACGGCAUCCUUGCUGAAGGACUCUUUGGCCCAAGGAGUUCGAAAUAUAUCAACUCGCCAGAAUCCGGGAAUUAAAAGAAAACCACAAAAGCAAAAAUUCCAACCUUUAAAAACGAAUAAGCCGAAACCAAGGGCUAAAACCGAAAAUGAACCAGGGCUGCCUUCACCUGCUCCCUCAAACAUUCCAAGGGCACCACCCACUUCCAGAGCCACGAUGAUUACCCCGAAUAUGUCCAAUGGAGCCACCCCAAUCAUAUCCAAGUUCCGAUUGGCCAACAAGCCAAAAAAGUAACGAAAAUCCCUGCAAAAUUAUAUUACAAGCUGACUUUAAAUGUUUUAUGAUAAUGAAGUGGUUUUAUUUAUUGUUUUACAAAAUUAUAAAAUCUAAUUUAAAAUGUUA
Drosophila ficusphila is the source of this 770-nucleotide messenger RNA. RefSeq lists its product as uncharacterized. The record is from RefSeq and is a predicted model, not a curated record. NCBI's taxonomy places the organism in Eukaryota, Metazoa, Arthropoda, Insecta, Diptera, Drosophilidae. The transcript has a single exon. Bases 66 to 662 code for a protein of 198 amino acids.